CCCGCUCAGAAGUACCCGGAGCUGUUGUCCUGACUGAGCAGCUGCCUGGCACCUGACCCUCUGCAGUCUGGACCAGAGACCCUCGGAGAGGAAAGUGUCUGACUGUACCAACAUGGCAGCCACAAGGCCACAGGACAGCCAGAAGUGGAGAGACCAGGAGGCUGAUGAUGCCUUGCAAAGGGACAAGGACACACUGGACGAUGACGAGUUCACUGCUGAGUUUGCUGCUGAGUUUGCUGAUGAGAUGAAGUUUUUGAAAGAGUUUCCCAGGUGGAAACAAGCUGAAGAAGAUAAAAUUAAGACACUCCAUGCCAUUGCCAAUGACCUUGAAGCCACCCACAAAACAGUCAACAAGAUCGGCGUGGUGGCCAACUCCGUCGGUGUCGUCUCUGGGGCCAUGACUAUCCUGGGAUUUGUCCUUGCUCCGGUAACAGCAGGUGGAAGCCUGGUGCUCUCAGCAGCUAGCCAGGGGCUGGGCGCAGUGGCAGGAGUCACCAACAUCGCGACUAGCAUGCAGGAACAUUUUAAGAAUAAACGAGCCCAUGCUUUGGCCAGCAGCCUGCUGCCCACUAGUGACUUGGAGGCCCCAGAAUUCUCCUACCUGGCGAGAGCUGGUGAGAUUGCUAGUAAGUGUGGAAAUGCUGCCCUGGCUAUGAAGAAGGAAAUCCGGGCUUUUCAGAGGGUCAAAAAUACAACGCUGGUGUUGUCCGGAAAGGCUCUCAUGGGAAGGGCCAUGGUCAUCGUUAACCUUUGUUGUGAUGCGCAUUCACUCUGGAAGAACAGGAAAGAGCUGAAGGGUGAGGGAGAUGGGGCAGAGCUGGCGAAAGAGCUGAGGACCCUGGCUUCGAGGCUGGAAAGGAGGCUGAUGAAUUUCAGCCAGCGCCACCAGAGGUUACAGCAGGUGAGGCCAGAGUGA
This is a messenger RNA of Ochotona princeps (American pika), 916 nucleotides long. RefSeq names its product apolipoprotein L6-like. The record is from RefSeq and is a predicted model, not a curated record. NCBI's taxonomy places the organism in Eukaryota, Metazoa, Chordata, Mammalia, Lagomorpha, Ochotonidae. Gene Ontology annotation, cellular component: membrane; extracellular region. Gene Ontology annotation, molecular function: lipid binding. The transcript is spliced from 3 exons. Gene Ontology annotation, biological process: lipid transport; lipoprotein metabolic process. The coding region runs from base 113 to 916 and encodes 267 amino acids.